AUGGCAAAUACUCAAGGAAAGAUCAUAACUUGCAAAGCUGCUGUAGCAUGGGGUCCAAAAGAGCCGCUUGUGAUACAAGAUAUAUGCGUCGAUCCUCCUCAGAAAAUGGAAGUUCGUGUAAAAAUUCUUUACUCUUCGAUUUGUCACACUGAUCUCGGAGCUUGGAAUGGCGUGAACGAAGCUGAAAGAGCAUUUCCAAGGAUACUUGGUCACGAAGCCGUCGGGAUGGUGGAAAGUGUUGGAGAAGGAGUUAAAGAUGUGAAAGAAGGAGACUAUGUGAUUCCGAUUUUUAAUGGAGAAUGUUGUGAAUGUAGAGUGUGUAAGAAAGAAGAGAGUAAUCUCUGUGAGAGAUAUCAUGUGGAUCCUAUGAAGAGAGUGAUGGUGAGUGAUGGAGGGACGAGAUUUUCAACCACCACAACAAAGGAGGGUGGUUUGAGCAAGAGCCAACCCAUUUAUCACUUUCUUAAUACCUCGACGUUCACCGAGUACACCGUCUUGGACUCGGCUUGUGUUGUCAAGAUCGAUCCUAAUGCUCCUCUCAAGCAUAUGAGUCUUUUGAGUUGUGGAGUUUCCACUGGGGUGGGAGCAGUUUGGAACAUAGCAAAGGUUAAAGAAGGAACAACUACUGCUGUAUUUGGAUUGGGUUCUGUUGGACUCGCUGUAGCUGAAGGUGCUAGGGCACGAGGAGCUUCUAGAAUCAUCGGUGUCGAUGCUAAUCCUUCCAAAUUUGAGACAGGGAAACUAAUGGGAGUAACAGAUUUUAUAAAUCCUAAAGAUUUAACUAAGUCAACACAUAAGAUUAUUCAAGACAUAACGAGAGGAGGCGUUGAUUAUAGCUUCGAAUGCACCGGAAACGUUGAUGUUCUUCGUGAAGCCUUUUUAUCAACUCAUACCGGAUGGGGAUCAACCGUGCUAGUAGGAAUAUAUCCGACGCCAAGAACAUUGCCUCUCCAUCCAAUGGAGUUUUUUGACGGACGUACAAUCACUGGUUCUGUUUUUGGAGGCUUUAAGCCAAAAUCUCAGCUUCCAAAUUUUGUCCAACAAUGCAUGAAAGGGGUUGUAAAAUUGGAACCUUUUAUUACCAAUGAGCUUCCAUUUGAGAAGAUAAACGAUGCGUUUCAGCUGCUUCGCGAUGGAAAGUCUCUUCGAUGUCUUCUUCAGAUCUCCAAAUUUCUCAAGAAAUGA
This is a messenger RNA of Arabis nemorensis, 1185 nucleotides long. The record is from the annotation of a GenBank genome assembly. Lineage: Eukaryota; Viridiplantae; Streptophyta; Magnoliopsida; Brassicales; Brassicaceae.